Messenger RNA from Drosophila mojavensis, 1433 nucleotides. Its product is annotated as E3 ubiquitin-protein ligase NRDP1. Gene Ontology annotation, biological process: protein ubiquitination. NCBI's taxonomy places the organism in Eukaryota, Metazoa, Arthropoda, Insecta, Diptera, Drosophilidae. The record is from RefSeq and is a predicted model, not a curated record. Bases 300 to 1304 code for a protein of 334 amino acids. The transcript has a single exon. Gene Ontology annotation, molecular function: ubiquitin protein ligase activity.
GAACUGUGUGUUUAUUUGGGAAUUUGUCGCUUGUUGGCUGACAUUUUCAACACUUUCGACAUUUGCAAUAAAAUCAAAAUCAAAAUCAAAAUUUUUGAGUCUCUACUGUGGCAUUACUCUCACAUUUCGAGUCGAAAUUUAGGAUAAAAUCGUAUUAUUUCUAUCUGCAAACAUCCAGUGCAAGGUCGAGUGGCAACCACACAAUAGCUCAAGGGCUACAAAACAAAUACAUGUGUACAAUCUGCCCCAGUUUUACAUAUUUCUAAUUUAGCGUAUAGUAAUCAUAGUUAUAGCUCAUCAUGGGCUACGAUCUGGCAUUAAUUGUUGGCCACGUCGACGAGGAGCUGCUCUGCCCCAUCUGCGCCGAUGUGCUGGAGGAGCCAAUGCAGUCGUCCAGCUGUGAGCAUGCCUUCUGUCGCUUUUGCAUCGAGAAGUGGAUGCAGGAGAAGCAAAUCUGUCCAGUGGAUCGCUCGGAUCUGCUGCCCAUCCAUUUGGUUCCCGUCUCCCGCCUCAUGCGCAACAUGCUGGCCCGCUUGAAGAUCAAGUGCUGCUUCGCGGAGAACGGCUGCACGGCGCUGAUGCCCCUGGGGGAGUAUCGCGAUCAUGUGGCCAACUGCCAGAACAAUCCCAAGGUUGUGGUCGUCUGCAACAAGGGCUGCGGCAUGCGUGUGCCCAAGGACGAGCUGAGCCGUCACAAUUGUGUGUUCGAGCUGCGCCAGCAGCUGCAGGACCACAUCAAUGCGAUACCCGAGCUGCGCGACAUGCAGGCCCAUCAGGAGCGGCGGCUGGGCGAGCAUCGGCGCGAGCUGGAGCUGCUGCAGUAUUAUAUAGCGACACUAAGAGCCACAAAUCCGGUAAUUCGCACGGUUGGCGACCAGCUGGAUCGGUAUGCUCUGAUGCGCUGGGGUCGCGGCCUGCCGCUGGCCUCGGUUCGCACUUGGGGCAGCCUCAUCUCCACCCCGGACAUGCCCAUGCGACUGAUGGUGCGCGAGGGCUUGCGCGCCAGUGGCUGUCCGAUGCACCUAAUGGAGAUCCUGCUCGAUUGCUGUCACGAAGACAGCUGGCCGGAGGGCCUGACUACGCUCGAGAUGCGUCGCUUGAAUUUGCAUCGGCUGGCGCAGUUUGUGACGCGUCUGCUGCCCGUUGUGAUCACUGGGAAGCCGUGCGCGGUCAUUCUGGGCGGCGACAAUGCGCACAUGCCCGAGAAUCUUCGCCCGGUGCUGGGUGUGAUUAUGAUAUUUGUUGAUGGCGUCGAUGAGACGCAUCCGGAACCAACUCCAUUGCCAGAUAGCGAUUACCUCUAAGUGCAAAUUUAACAAGUCAUGUUCGAUCUGUCUAAAUUAUCUUUGAAUUACAAAAUCUGACAUACAUGCAUACAUAUUGGCGCUACUCUGAUCUGAUCUGUUCCCAUAUAUGUAUAUACAUUUUUUAAA